Molecule: messenger RNA, 2855 nt
Organism: Argiope bruennichi
Lineage: Eukaryota; Metazoa; Arthropoda; Arachnida; Araneae; Araneidae
Gene: Kap3
Product: kinesin-associated protein 3-like
Exons: 19
Coding region: 313-2634 (773 amino acids)
Biological process (GO): microtubule-based movement; cilium organization
Cellular component (GO): kinesin II complex; axoneme; ciliary transition zone
Molecular function (GO): kinesin binding
Source: RefSeq, a predicted model, not a curated record
AGAAACAAACUUACAGGCGUCAUGAAUGUGUUGUACGGACGGAUCAAUGUUUUGGUUUUUCUCAUGAUCUCAUCCAAAUGAUAUUCGGUGUCUCAGGCGUAAUUGUUAAGGCUCACUGCUGUCUAAAGUUGUUUAGUUGACUGUUAAGUAUUAAUUAUUGUAAUUAUCUUUAAUUUUUGCUUCCUUCAGUUCUUCUAGUCGUAUUGAAAUGAUAUUUUCAUGUGUAUAAUUAAUGAGGUUAUGUCUGAUGUUUAUUCCAGAAUCAUGUAAUGAAUUCAAGGGAUCAAUUCUGAGUUUUUUUCAUGAACUGAAAUGACAUCUAAAAUGCAGCAGCAGGAGGAUGAACAAUAUAUUCAAAGAUUUGUUCGUUUUCAAUCCCUUGAUGUUCAUCCAACACACAGAGCCUUAGUAGUUAAUUAUGAUGUCGAUCCUAACAUGCUGGCCCAAUUAGGGGAUUUCAUGAUGAAGGAAUCAAGACAAAGUCAAAAGCUUGUGCGCAUAAAAGGAUCAUUUGAUACUGAUGAAAUCAGAACAUUAGCUCAAAUCAUAAUUGAUACUUGUCCAUUAGUUCCACCAUCUAAACAAACUGAAGUUGAACAGUUAUUAUAUUAUUUGCAAACAAGAAAAGGGACUGUUGAUGAAGAUAAUACAGAAGAUGUGGACGGUGAUAUUGAUACAUCUGAAACAGACAACCUUUCAACAGGGGAAGAAGAAACUGCUAGUGUCACUAGCAUCGACAGUUACAUCGAGCUUUUAUAUGAAGAAAUACCCGAGAAAAUUAAAGCAUCUGCUUUAGUUUUACAGCUUGCUCGUCAAACAGGAAAUUUAAAUGUAUUACGUAAAAAUGAAAUAUUAUUAGGAGCUUUAGCUAGAGUCCUCCGUGAAGAUGGACGAAAAUCUAUAGAACUUAGUACCAAUAUUGUGCAUAUAUUUUGUUGUUUUUCUGUGUUUACUCAAUUUCAUCCAGUUAUUGCGCAGCAUAAGGUUGGAUCUUUAUGCAUUGAUGUUGUUGAUAAUGAGCUGAAACGGUUUGAUCAGUGGACUGAAGAAAUGACAAAAAAGAAAAAUAUAAUAGAUUCAGGGAAAACUAAUGCUGCUUUAAAUAGUGAAUACGAAAAAAGUUUUCAGAAGUAUGUCAGUUUAGUGAAGAAACAGAAUCAGCUUCUUCGAGUGUGUUUUCUGCUACUUCUUCACAUAGCUGAGGAUAAGAAAGUUGAAUACAAAAUGGUUAACAGAGGGAUAAUAUCUCUACUUAGCAAAUGCCUGAGUCGAGAGGACCCUGAUCUGUUGACUGUUGCAGCUUCUUUUCUACUAAAACUUUCUGUUUUCAUUGAAAAUAAGGAAGAUAUGGAAAACAAUAAUAUUGCUGAACGUGUAGCUCAUCUAGUCCCUCACGAAAGUUCAGAGUUACUCGAUACAGUCCUACGUCUUUUGUUAAAUUUGUCUUUUUCUCUAGAGUCUAGAAAUUCGAUGGUCAAGUGUGGUCUGCUUCAGAAGCUAGUCAAUUUAUUACCUGUCAAGUCACAUCAAAAUGAGGUUUUAGGAAUUUUAUAUCAUAUUAGUUUUGAUGACCGGUGCAAAUCUUUGUUUACCUAUACUGACUGCAUUCCAUUAGUUGUAAAGAUGAUUAUUGAAUAUCCAGAUACCACGUUGCCUAAAUACUUAGUAGCACUUGCUGUAAAUCUUGCUGCUAAUAAACGAAAUGCUCAGCUCAUGUGUGAAAAUGAUGGACUCCGACACUUAGUGGAAAGAGCUUUUAAAUAUCAAGAUUGCCUUGUUUUAAAAAUGAUACGAAAUAUAUCGCAGCAUGAUGGACCAACAAAAAUUUUGUUUGUGGGCUUUGCUGAUGUGUUUUGUGAAGCUAUUCAUCGAAGCACUGGCAAAAACGAUGAUUUUAUAAUUGAAUGUGUAGGAAUUAUGGGUAAUCUGACCAUUCCAGAGUUAGAUUAUGAAAUGUUGCUGUUCCAAUAUGAUUUGCUUGGAUUCAUGAAGAAAAGGCUAUCUCAAGAAAAUUGUGAAGAUGAUAUGAUACUGGAGGUAAUUAUUCUAGCUGGGACAUUUUCUGCGGAAGAAGUAUGUGCUACAACAUUACUCGAAUCGGGAAUCAUUAAACAUGUCAUUGAACAUUUGAAUGCUAAGCAAGAAGAUGAUGAAAUAGUUCUCCAUAUUGUUUACUUAUUUUACCAACUGAUAUACCAUCGUGCCACAAGAGAAAUAAUUAUUAAAGAAACUCAAAUACCUGGAUACUUACUGGAUUUAAUGCAUGACAAAAAUACUGAAAUACGAAAACUUUGUGAUAGGAGUUUGGAAAUUAUUUCAGAAUACAAUGAAGAAUGGGCUAAGAAAAUUCAGAUUGAGAAAUUCCGUUGGCAUAAUUGUCAGUGGCUCGAAAUGAUUGAAUCUCAGCAAAUGGAUGAAGCCGAUUUUUAUGGUGAAGAUUCAUACACUCCUAGGAUUCAAGAUUUUCUCAAUCCUUCAGAUUUACUUUAUGGUAGUGGAGCCUAUGAAAGUUUGUUAAGUGAUGAAAGUCUUUCUCCUGAUGUUCUGGAUGAUUUACCAUCUACAAGAUCUAUUGAAAGUGCAUCUAGCCGUCCAAAGUCCCGUUAUAAGAAUAGGAUAGUUGGAGCUGAGUAAUUACUAGCUAAAGAAUAUGUUACUGUCACUUCAUUAGCAUGUCUCUUCGAACAACUAUGCAUACCACCUUCUGUAUUUAAAAUAGGAUCGUUUAUGUAGGUUAUAUCACAGAUUUUUUUACAUUAAUUUAUACAUCGUAUUUAUUUAUGCAGCUUUUUUACAGUUGUAUUAUUAAAUUAUUUUUAUUUAUUGAUGUGCAAUAAACAUUGUUAUCAGCUUCA